UUAAGAGUACAUGAAUGCAACGAAAGAAAUAAAGGACACUUGACAGGGCCGGGGGGGAGGGAGAGAGAGAGAGAGAAGCAAGGGUGAAUUAUGAGUCAUUGAAAAGAAAACAGAGGCCAGUGGCUAGAGAGAGAGAGGAUGAUGGUGUUAAGGAGAAGGUGAGAUGCUUUCGGCUCAGCUCGCAGAAACUGGCCUCGUCUAUGCUGUAUUGGGCAGCUAGGGGAGUAAACAAAGAUCUUCGAACGUCUCCUCCUUUACUACCUUUUCGCUACACCAACCUCUUUUUUACUCCCUCUCUUACCCGUCCUAGGUUUAAUUUUGCUCCUCUCGAUUCUCAAUUAUCGAGCAUCUCCAUUAUUUUAUUCACUCACAGCAGCAGGCUCGCAGAAGGCGGAACAAGACACGCAAACUGCUUAAUUUUCUAUUUCCGAAGAAAAAAAGUUCUCUCCUUUUCUUUGUUUGAUGAUGGGGGAGCGGGAAUCAGAAAUCUGAGCUCCCUGCUCGAUUCUCAUCGUUAGUGCCUGUGUAGUUUCGUUGCUGGCUCAGAAGCUGAAAUCUUUACCCGAAGAAGAAUGUGGGAUCUGAAUGACUCGCCCGAUUGGAGAAAGGACGAGGAAUCCGAAGGUGGUUCUUCCUUGAAGACAUCCAUGGACGGAGACGAGUGCAAAGGGAAAAGGGUCGGAUCUGUGUCGAAUUCUAGCUCAUCUGCUGUGGUAAUCGAGGACGGAUCGGAAGAAGACGACGGUGAGAGGAGCAAAACAUUGAAGAAGAAAAGCAGUAAGAUAUUUGGGUUCUGCGUGAACCAGGACGAGUCCAUGGAUAGUGACCCACCCGUGACCCGGCAGUUUUUCCCGGUGGAGGAGGAGGCGGCGGCCGUCUCAUCAGGCGGAGGGAGCGCGGCCUUCCCUCGGGCCCACUGGGUGGGCGUAAGAUUCUGUCAGCCAGAAGCAGUCGGCGGUGCUGGUGGUGGCGGAGGAAAAUCCGCGGAAGUGGCGUCGCAGCCGAUGAAAAAAAGUCGGCGAGGACCAAGGUCGAGGAGCUCUCAGUAUAGGGGAGUCACCUUUUACAGAAGAACAGGUCGAUGGGAGUCGCAUAUAUGGGAUUGUGGAAAACAAGUGUAUCUGGGUGGAUUUGACACGGCACAUGCAGCUGCUCGUGCAUAUGAUAGAGCGGCUAUUAAGUUCCGGGGAGUAGAGGCGGACAUCAACUUCAACAUUGAAGACUACGAAGAAGACUUGAAGCAGAUGAGCAAUCUAACAAAGGAAGAGUUUGUGCACGUACUUCGUCGGCAAAGCACUGGGUUCCCCAGGGGAAGCUCCAAAUAUAGAGGCGUAACUUUGCACAAGUGUGGAAGAUGGGAGGCUCGAAUGGGCCAAUUUCUUGGCAAAAAGUACGUUUAUCUUGGUUUGUUUGACACGGAGAUUGAAGCUGCGAGGGCUUAUGACAAAGCAGCAAUAAAAUGUAAUGGCAAAGAGGCCGUCACUAAUUUUGAUCCCAGCAUCUACGACAAUGAGCUUAAUUCUGAAUCCUCUGGCAACGCUGCGGAUCACAAUCUGGAUUUAAGUUUGGGCAAUUCGAGCUCAAAGCAAGCCCAUAGUCAAGCAGUGGGCAACGAUGCCCCGAACGCUGGAACUGAUCAUCACCACAUGGCAUCCGAAUCUAGUUGGAGAAACAAUGGAGGAUUAAUGAGGCCUAAGUUGACACUGCCGGAUGGUCAAACUCAGCUUCAUUCUGCAGCACCUAGAGAAAUGCAAAGAUUUGGCGCCUACAGGACAUCGAGAGAGCCUCAAAUGCUCCACAGUUUUGUUCCAUCGCAUCUUCAGCCACCAAGCUUUCAUUUUCCAAGCAGCAGCAACGAAGGGCGGAUAGGGAGUGAUCUUUCACUGUCGAUGAGCGAGAAUCAUCACCAGCAAUCGGGGCCGCCGCCUCCUCUUCAUCAAGCUCAUUAUAUGGCAACUGCUGCAGCAUCAUCAGGAUUCCCAACGCAGAUUAAUAGACUUUCCCAAGGAUGGCUGCAGAAAAAUGGGUUCCACACACUCAUGAGACCCAAAUGACCCACAAUUUAGGAUCUUUUUUCUGCAUAGCCAUUUUAAUUAAUCCCUAUUUCCAAAUUCUAAUAAUCUUUAUCUUCUUUUUCCUUGGGCAUACCCAUUUAAAUUACACACUGGGAUUUGAGCGUGUAAAAAAAAAAAAAUGGUUGCAGAUUUAGAGCUUAGAUUCUUGCUUUAUGUAGUGUGCUUCAUGCAGGAACAGACCUCAAUAGGUUUUAUAAUUGAGGGUGAAACAAAGGGGAUUGAAAAAGACGCUCCAAAUUGGGAAACGGCAGCUGGGGUUUUGGUCAAACUAACAAACCGACGAAAUCUUUAACUAGAUAUUCUUGUUUCUGAGUAAAAACUCAUGAUUCGUUGGUUUUCUACGUUCUAUGGUAUUUAUGACGCCACAUAUUCUUUUCUUAAA
This is a messenger RNA of Neltuma alba, 2457 nucleotides long. RefSeq names its product floral homeotic protein APETALA 2. Bases 573 to 2054 code for a protein of 493 amino acids. The record is from RefSeq and is a predicted model, not a curated record. Gene Ontology annotation, molecular function: DNA-binding transcription factor activity; DNA binding. The transcript has 10 exons. Gene Ontology annotation, biological process: regulation of DNA-templated transcription. Lineage: Eukaryota; Viridiplantae; Streptophyta; Magnoliopsida; Fabales; Fabaceae.